Brugia malayi is the source of this 2106-nucleotide messenger RNA. RefSeq lists its product as uncharacterized. The transcript has 15 exons. Gene Ontology annotation, cellular component: mitochondrial inner membrane. Gene Ontology annotation, molecular function: ATP hydrolysis activity; ATP binding; metalloendopeptidase activity. Gene Ontology annotation, biological process: protein quality control for misfolded or incompletely synthesized proteins; mitochondrion organization. The record is from RefSeq and is a predicted model, not a curated record. Lineage: Eukaryota; Metazoa; Nematoda; Chromadorea; Rhabditida; Onchocercidae. The coding region runs from base 1 to 2106 and encodes 701 amino acids.
AUGGGCACAUUAUUGGUUUCAACUUCACUGGCUUCACAGAUCCAGAAUAUACGGCUACCAUCAAUAACUAACAUAAGAAAUGAACUGAAUUCAGGAGGAUAUCCUCCUCUUUGUCGACUUGCUUAUUCACGAUGUUUCAGCUCACUCAGUGAAUCCUUACUUCAAGUUCUUCUUCGUGAAAAUCGAAUGUGUGCAUUGCAAUGUAAACAGAGGAGGUCCAUAGUAAUGUUAAGAUUCGAGAAUUCACUGAAUCUGAUUUAUUAUCCGUCAAGAUCGCAGUUCUAUAUACAAAAACGAGGUUUUCGGACGCAGCGGCUGGAAAAAGUAGAGAAACCAAAGAAAGGAUUUUUUACAAUUUUGGGCAUCAAUACACUCGAGAGUGUCAGACGAAAGGGGCCGCAAGCAAAGUCUUUUCGCGAAAAACUGAAGACAGUAUCCGAUAAUGAUAGGAAGGGUUUUCUUGAGGGGUAUAUGGCUGCUUUGGAUUACUCAAACGAGCAAAAACAGAAGAGAUCAUUAGUACGCACAAUUCUGUUUUCCGCUACGAUAGUUGGAUUGGGAUUUUAUAUCAUUUUCAAAUCAUUUGGUAUUCCACAAACCUCUCUCUUCACUUCAGUGGAAGAAGUUGAUCCAGAAGUGAUCGGUGUUACGUUUAAAGACGUUCGCGGCGCCGAUGAGGCGAAAAACGAAUUACGUGGAAUUGUAUCAUAUCUUCGAGAUCCAGAGCGGUACACACAGUUAGGUGCACGUCUUCCAAAAGGUGUGCUUUUGGUUGGUCCCCCUGGAACAGGCAAAACACUUCUGGCGAAAGCAAUUGCUGGUGAAGCUCAGGUACCUUUUUUCCAAGCAUCGGGCUCUGAAUUUGAUGAAUUAUUUGUUGGACAAGGAGCGCGUCGCGUAAGAGAUCUUUUUGCUCGUGCAAAAGAGAAAGCGCCUUGUAUUAUUUUCAUAGAUGAAAUUGAUUCGGUUGGUUCGAAACGAGUAGCCGAUGCCAUGCAUCCUCAUGCUAACCAGACAGUUAAUCAGCUUCUUUCUGAAAUGGAUGGAUUCAAUACAAAUGAUGGUGUUAUCGUUAUCGGAGCUACAAAUCGAGUAAAAGAUUUGGAUCCAGCUCUUCUUCGUCCUGGUCGUUUCGACGUUCAAGUUCAAGUUCCUUAUCCUGACUUAGAAGGGCGCAAAGAAAUUAUACAGUUAUACCUAGGUAGAAUAUCAGUUAAUGACGACGUAAAUGAAGAUGUAUUAGCUAGAGGAACAACGGGUUUUACUGGAGCCGAAAUUGAAAAUAUGAUAAAUCAAGCAGCGCUUAAAGCUGCAGGAGAUGGAUUUAUGAAAGUUACUAUGGCACACAUGGAAGAGGCGAAAGAUCGUGUUAUGAUGGGACCGGCACGAAUUCGUGGUCGACUGCCAGAUGAGGAAGCUAAUCGUAUUACUGCUUUUCAUGAAGCAGGUCAUACACUUGUUAGCAUUUACACGAAACAUGCAAUUCCUGUUCAUAAAGUGACAAUUAUACCAAGAGGUGGCUCAUUGGGGCAUACAUCUAUGUUACCGCAGAAAGAUGAAUAUCAUGUGAAUCGGGCCCAAAUGUUGGCACAGCUGGAUACUUUAAUGGGUGGUCGAGUAGCUGAGGAGCUUAUUUUUGGCCCCGAAAAAGUAACUACUGGUGCUGGUGAUGAUUUGAGGAAGGCAACAGAACUUGCAAAAAAAAUGGUCAAGACUUUCGGAAUGAGUGAUAAGGUGGGUUUGAGGAUCGCAGAUGAUGAAUCGAGAUCAUUGAUAGCUGACAAUCAUCUGAGUUCACCAUUGUCAGACAUAAUUGAUAAAGAGAUCAGUCGCUUCUUGAAGGAAUCUUACGAACGUGCAAAGGACAUACUCAUCAAACAUAAGAAAGAACACGAACUUUUGGCUGCAGCAUUACUGGAACAUGAGACAUUAUCAAUAGAAGAAGUGAAAGAAUUGCUUCAGAAUGGCAAAUUGCUUUCACAUGCUACCGAAAAACACGAAGAAUCGAAAAGCAGGAAACCAUCCACACGAUAUAUCUAUAAAAAUCCAAGUGUUAUUAUAACGCCAAUCGAUGAAACUAUUGCGAAAGAGGAAAGACAGAUCUAA